AUGGAUUUUCGCAAGUGUGGGGGCGUUGAGACGGUUGCGAGCAUUGUUAGUGGGGGCAGCAUUGUGAAGGCUGGCAAGAAGGAUGGCACGAACAUCCUCGACCAGUUCAUGCAAUGGGUCUUGGACGGCGGGGAAGAGACCCAUGGAGGGGACGUGGAGGUGGAAGUGGGCGUGGUGCCAGCCCGCGACUCCGUGCAAGGGGCACGGUAUGAGGCCCUCGGGGUCGCGCGGCUGGCAUGUGGUGUCCCUGAGUUGAGCAAGAGCAUCUUGGAGAUAGUCCCUGAUGCCUAUGGAGGGGCCAAAAAGGCCUUGCACUUUCUGCCUGCCUGCGCGUCGGAGAGCAUGGAGCGGGUAGUGGAGGCGGCGCGAGCCGAGCUGGAAGUGCGUCGAGCAGAGCGUCGCUCAGCCGGCGCUGAGGGAGCCCCCGCGUCAGAGCGUCGCUCAACCGGGGGCAGCGGGGCUUGGGUCGCCGUGGUGAUCUGUGCCGGGUGGAACUGCAACGAGGUGGAGAAUUUGCAGGAGGCAUUUGUCGUGAAGCAGCUCUGCGAGACGCAGACGUGGAGCGAGUUCCUUUGGGCCUGCUCGGCGCACUCUAGCAAGAAGCGGGCAUGGGCCAAGACGGCGCAGGCCUUGGACUUGGCGCCGCCGAAGUUGUUCCAGACGAACCGGGAGGACCACCCACAAGCUGCAGCCAAUAAGGCACAGUUCGCCCAAGGGUUGGAAAGACAUUUUGUGGGAGACGCAGAGUGCGUCGAAGACAUCAAGAGCCUGGGCGGGUCCGCGCUCCUCGCGCGCUAUGAGAGCUUUCAGCAACCUGCCCAUAGGGCGGACCUGGGGCGGUAUAUUCGCUUGUGGAAAGAGGGUGGAAGUUACUUGGACAUCAAGAUGGCGUUGCUGCAGCCGUGGAGCACAACCCUGCAAGAGAUUUAUGCGGAGGGAGAGAGAUGCUUGGAGGGACAGCGCGUCGCGCAGUCCUCGGGCCAGCGCGUCGCGCCGCCCACGGAGGUGCGAGAUUUGUCACAAGUCCCGCACCUCCUCCUCAGCAUCGGACAAAACCGCAAACAUAUCUUCCAGGUUAACAUUUGGCACGCGUCCGCGAAGCAUCCGCUCUUAGCCAGAGCGGUGGGACAUGCGUUGGGCACGUCGCAGAGUCACCUGAAGCGAUACCUGUUGUUCUGCGAGUUUUUGUGGGCAGAGCUGCGGCGCGACCUCGGCAAGGACCCAGUGCAAGGGUGGAAUUUCUGCCCCACCCUUGGCCCCAUCUACCUUUUCCAGGAGCAGAUGGAUGGGCAGGGGAAAGCCGAGCGCGACCGACGUGGGCGCACAUGCUUGGGGGAGGAAUUUCCCGUGGAUGGUCACUUCAUGUUCACCACUGGUGGCACGAGGUAUGCCGCCACCCGGGCGUGGGGCUGGAAGAAAGGUUUCCUACCGGUCGCUCUGGGAGCCAUCGCGACACAGCGGGCAGAAGCGCAGAGCGUAGCUCAGCCGGAGCCACAGCCUGGCACUCCUGCCCCCGAAGCGCCGAGUGCGCCGCCCCCGGAAGCGCCGAGCAGCAGCGCUGCGCAGCAGCGCGUCGCGCAGUUGCAGGAGACACCGAGCGCGGCGACCCAACCGGCGGCAAACCAGGUGGAGGUGCCGCCACUGGAGACGACUAUCACUCCGGAAGGCUUGGAGCGGAUAAUGGCAGUGGCAACAGGGCAAAGUUGGUACGAGGGCCUGACUCGGGCAGAGGUGGAGAUCUUCACGGUGCAAGGUCUGAGAGAAGCGACCCGGCCAGAGGCAACAGAAGCGGUCUCGUCGGCGGUGGCCCAGGAGAUCGGCCAGGCUAUGGCUGUGGUGGAGCAGACGAUGGACAAGGUGGGCGUCUGGGCAGAGCAGGAUGUGCGAGAUCGCGUGGUUGCAGCGGCAGCGGUGCUCCCCGCGGCACCCCCCGAGCCAACGCUGUUGGACGCAGCUUUGUGCGCCACCGGCGAAAUCGCUGACUUCUUCCGCCGGCUGACGGGCAUCUUGGGACCGUCCAUCGCGGGCAACCGGCCAAUGUUGGCGACGGCGCUGAAGGACGCCUAUGUGCUGCCCAGCGUGCUGCAGAACGUCGUUCGGCAGCGUUCGGCGCAGGGCGCCACGUGGAACGACCUCACACGGUCAGAGAACGUGGAGUGGGCCGUGCCGUACGCGCUGGCUAUGUGCAAAGGAGGUUCCUAUGAGUACGUGGACAGGGCGAGCUUGUACAGCACCAUUUUGGUGCGCUUGGUGGUGGACGCGGUCGAGGAGACCGCCAACAGCUUGGACGCCGCAGGGCGGCAGGCCGUGCUUGAGUGCGUCUGCGUGCACUUCAAUGAGGCCGCCAGGCAGCAGGGUCAGCCGUCGAGGCUUCUAAUCGCACUGGGUGGCGCCCGAGCCCUGAAGUUCGACUUGGAUCCCACCAACAUCGAGCGCCAGUACGGAGGAGCGAAGAAAAGAGUGACCAAGCGGCAGGCCGAAUCCGGCGUGGCAGUCGGUCGCUCCAACCGAGUGUUGCAGAGGUUGGAGUGA
Molecule: messenger RNA, 2532 nt
Organism: Durusdinium trenchii
Lineage: Eukaryota; Dinophyceae; Suessiales; Symbiodiniaceae
Source: the annotation of a GenBank genome assembly